AUGCCAAUCAAGAAGGCCUCUGCUGUCAUUAACUGUUUCAGAGCUAAGAUCAUUUUGUGCAUCUCAACAAAUUACAAAAAGAAGUUUGUCAAAGAGAAAGGCAAGUCCAACUACUCCAUCAUGCAAGAGCCUCCAGAAGUGAAGCAUGCCAUGGAAGUGGCCAAGAAGCAGAGUGAUGUUGCUUAUAAGAAAGAUGCCAAAGAGAAUCUGCAUUAUACCACAGUGGCUGAUCGGCCAGACAUCAAGAAGGCUACCCAGGCAGCCAAGCAGGCCAGUGAGGUGGAGUACAGAGCCAAGCACCGCAAGGAAGGCAGCCAUGGGUUAAGUAUGCUUGGCCGCCCAGACAUUGAGAUGGCCAAGAAGGCAGCCAAGCUGAGCAGCCAGGUUAAAUACCGAGAAAAUUUUGACAAAGAGAAGGGUAAGACACCAAAAUACAACCCAAAAGACAGCCAGCUCUACAAAACUAUGAAAGAUGCUAACAACCUUGCAAGUGAGGUUAAAUAUAAGGCUGACCUGAAGAAGCUGCACAAGCCUGUGACUGACAUGAAGGAAUCUCUGAUUAUGCAUCAUGUCCUGAAUACAAGCCAGCUUGCCAGUUCUUAUCAGUACAAAAAGAACUAUGAGAAGAGCAAAGGCCACUACCACACAAUACCUGACAACCUGGAGCAGCUUCACCUCAAAGAAGCCACGGAGCUGCAGAGUAUAGUGAAAUACAAAGAAAAAUAUGAAAAAGAACGAGGAAAGCCCAUGCUUGACUUUGAGACUCCGACAUAUAUUACUGCCAAAGAAUCUCAGCAGAUGCAGAGUGGGGUAAGUUCUAUAGAAACACCACACAAGGACAGCACCAUCAACCAGUGAACACUGGCUUAUCCUGGGAACGU
Cricetulus griseus (Chinese hamster) is the source of this 881-nucleotide messenger RNA. The record is from RefSeq and is a predicted model, not a curated record. Lineage: Eukaryota; Metazoa; Chordata; Mammalia; Rodentia; Cricetidae.